This is a messenger RNA of Paramacrobiotus metropolitanus, 2356 nucleotides long. Its product is annotated as serine/arginine-rich splicing factor 3-like. Gene Ontology annotation, cellular component: nuclear speck. The coding region runs from base 199 to 735 and encodes 178 amino acids. The transcript is spliced from 2 exons. Gene Ontology annotation, biological process: mRNA splicing, via spliceosome. Lineage: Eukaryota; Metazoa; Tardigrada; Eutardigrada; Parachela; Macrobiotidae. Gene Ontology annotation, molecular function: RNA binding. The record is from RefSeq and is a predicted model, not a curated record.
GUCGGCACUCGGCACUCGGUAGUGGUAACUCGCAGUUCUCCGCACAGAAAAUACCUUUGCAGUUUUGAUGCAAUAUUAACCUGAUUUUUUUAUUCAGCUUGGCUAAUUAAGCUAAGUUUAGUUUGUAAGUGAGGUUAAUAUCCAUUUUCGCAGUUCUCUUGACAUCUUAUACUGCUAUCGUUUUUCAAAUAAACCAAAAUGGCACGAUCUGGGAGUAAUUUUCGUGGGCCGUGUCCGCUUGAUUGCAAAGUGUAUGUAGGUGAUCUGGGAACCAAUGGAGAUCGGCGUGAGCUUGAAGAUGCGUUCGGCCGUUACGGACCUCUGCGGAAUGUGUGGGUUGCCCGUAAUCCACCGGGUUUUGCCUUCGUCGAAUUCGAGGAUCCGCGCGAUGCCGAAGACGCUUCCCGUGAAUUGGAUGGGCGAACGCUAUGUGGGCGUCGUGUGCGCGUGGAAAUGUCCAGUGGACGCAGCAAGCCGAAGCGUUUUGGAGAAGGUCGCCGCGAUGAUCGCGAUCGUCGUGGCGGUCGGGAUCGGGAUGAUCGUCGAGGAGGACGAAAUGGUCGCGAUCGUGAUUCGCGCAGCCGCAGUCGGGACCGUGAUCAUCGACGUCGUUCGCGGAGUCCGCGCGAUGCCAAACGUGAACGUUCCCGUUCGGGAUCCCCGCGCAAUGAUGACAGUCGUCGCCGAGGACGAGCUGGAUCGGAGGAGAAGAAUGGCGUUAAAAGCGAAGAUUAAGCCCUUCAUUUUAUCCAACACCAGCCGAAUCAGUGGCGCGUGUUUGUCUUGUUUAUUUGUUUUCGUUAUUUUGUUUAGCAUUCCAUUCCACUUGGUUUUAAUCCAGCGCUCUAAUAUGUAGGUCGCGUCUCAUCUGUCAUCGCAGACUGUUACUACUUGUCAUCGGUACUACCGCUCUUCUGCUCUUCACGCACCUUUGUGUUUGAAAAUUCAUCCAGUUUUACUACGCUGCUCUUACUGUCACCGCGUCUUCAUUUUCCAAGUGUGAAUGAUUCAGUGGCUCUUCUGUAUCAACAGCCUCCCCCUCGUCAGUGUGUUCUUCUGUUCUCCUCACCUGUAGUACAGAAUGAUCGAAACUGACUGCAACACCAUGCAAGGGCGACUAACGAACCUGUCUGCGAUUGUCACACCGUUAACACAGAGCACCACUUCCGGCCGUGAUGCUACCACCUCACAAAGCUACCAUCAGCCAGUAGUAAAAUCAACGCAUCAUGGUGUGCAGCGAUCGCCAGCAGCUGUGCGAUUAAACGUCUUAAUUGCUGCCAAAUCAGGUACUGAUAUGGUGAGGCAUUAAAUUGUAGAAAUUUAAUUUAUUGCUGAAAUUACAGGUUUGUUUUAAAAUGUUUAGCUGUGCAUGACAGUAGAGAGCCGAGAGUCAGGGACUAAAAUCGACGAAUGCGUCGCAUUCGCCCGAUCAGUCCUCGUAUUUUCGAUGCAUAAAACCAUAAGUAGCAUCUGCUCUCCGGAGUAUAAAACAGAAAGUGAAAAAGGGAAAACGAGACAAAUCGUAAGGGGUAUCCAGCUGAUGCGAUUUUUCGUUAGACUAAUAGAGCUAGCCAGAAGAUUCCUGACUGGUGAGUGGUGAGUUACAAAGCCUGCAGCGCAGACAGCUUCCGGUCGUGAAGGAGCGUUUAUAAUCAGAUUCUCGUCGUUAUCAUUAGACGUGGGGUCGAGUCUGACUCAGCCGUUCAGACACUUAGUUUGUAAACUGCAUCAGCAAAAUUUUGCUAUAUAAUUGGCUGAUUUGAUUGGUCUUAGUAGUAUCGAAAAAUUUUAAAUUGGCUGAAAUUCUUACCAGCUAAAAGAACCGGCAACUAUUUAAUCUUGUGGUUUUGUUAUAAAAUACAGACGAUAUAUCAGUAUUUGUGAAUAUUGCGACUUUUGCUGGAUGUUUAAAAAUUGCCUUUUAGCAUUGUGGAUCUUUUAACAUCAGUUUUUUACCGAAAAGAUCGGAAAAUGCGGGAAUUCCCCCGGCUCAUUUUGCAGCAUCAAAACGAGCAGCACGACAUGGACACUGAUUGGAUAAAGCUGCAAAGUUGAAAUAAUUACGGAAUACCAAUUCUGAAUUUUCUUACAGGACGAGCGUAGGCUUUAUUUAGUGCAGUACAAUUUUCAUUUGGAAGAUUUUGCAGUGUGCACGAACUUUUAGUAAGCGUCCUUACUUAAUUGUCUUCAUACGGUAUGCAGUUUUUUCAUACGGUAUCUUUUUUUUGUUACUUAUUGCUCACGAUAUGGUGGUGUUUGCCACUGUUUGGGUAUCGUUUGCUGUUGUCGUUUACAUUCAUUACAAGUACUGGUGGUAUGGGCGGUUUUCUGAGAAUCAAAUGCUUACUGUUAAUGA